UACUCGGAACACAGAGACAGCCUCGCGUUCUUUCGUUCUCCUGUGGAGGAUGAAGAUGUCCAGAGUUUGAAAGGUUCAUUUUAUCCGCGGCCGACUCGCCCUGCUGCCGACGAUCAUCUGUUUCAUAGUUUUCACGACAUAUUCAUCGGCUAUAAACGAGAGCUGGAGAUGGAGACCGAGAGAGAAGGACAGUGGAGAGACUGGACACAGAAUAAUGUUGGAACCCCCGAUGAGGAAACAAAAGGGAGGGACGACUUGGGAUACACACGCAUUAAAUCAGGACAGUGGAGAGACUGGACACAGAAUAAUGUUGGAACCCCCGAUGAGGAAACAAAAGGGAGGGACGACUUGGGAUACACACGCAUUAAAUCAGAACCACCUGGUUCCUUGGAUACACCUCUCCACACUGACCACCAGAUGUCACUGUGUUCUGAAUCUGACACUGAUGACAGUGAGGACUGGAGAGAAGCCAGUAACUCUCAGUCAGAUUCCAACUCUGUUGAGAAUCCAAAAACUGAUGUCAGAGAGGAGACAGAUGCUGCUGAUCGCACGUCACUGAUCUACUCUAGAUGUGGAAGGAAAUGCACCUCGAAGGCUAAAUUGACACAACGCAAGAAAUCCUGCAGUGGACCUCUGACUUGUUCACUUUGUGGGAACCGUUUUGAAACUCGAAGGAAACUGUGGUACCACAUGAGAAUUCACUCGAGAGGAAAACCUUUCAUCUGCCCUCAGUGUGGAAAAGGCUUUUCAUGGAAAGGACAGUGGAGAGACUGGACACAGAAUAAUGUUGGAACCCCCGAUGAGGAAACAAAAGGGAGGGACGACUUGGGAUACACACGCAUUAAAUCAGAACCACCUGGUUCCUUGGAUACACCUCUCCACACUGACCACCAGAUGUCACUGUGUUCUGAAUCUGACACUGAUGACAGUGAGGACUGGAGAGAAGCCAGUAACUCUCAGUCAGAUUCCAACUCUGUUGAGAAUCCAAAAACUGAUGUCAGAGAGGAGACAGAUGCUGCUGAUCGCACGUCACUGAUCUACUCUAGAUGUGGAAGGAAAUGCACCUCGAAGGCUAAAUUGACACAACGCAAGAAAUCCUGCAGUGGACCUCUGACUUGUUCACUUUGUGGGAACCGUUUUGAAACUCGAAGGAAACUGUGGUACCACAUGAGAAUUCACUCGAGAGGAAAACCUUUCAUCUGCCCUCAGUGUGGAAAAGGCUUUUCAUGGAAAGGUAACUUGAAUAAACACAUGUGCAUGCACUCUGGAGCAAAACCUUUCAUUUGCACACAAUGUGGAAAAUGUUUUUUAGAGAAAGCCGCCCUUAAUAAACACAUGAGAGUUCACACUGGUGAAAAACCUUUCAGCUGCUCCCAAUGUGGAGAAUGUUUUUCUGCGAAAGAUGGCCUGAAAAGGCACAUGAGAGUUCACACUGGAGAAAAACCAUUCAUUUGCUCCCAGUGUGGAAGAGGUUUUUCAGUCAAUGCCAGCCUAAAGACACACAUGAGUGUGCACAGUGGUGAAAAACCUUUCAUCUGCUCCCAAUGUGGUAAAUGUUUUUCACAGAAUGGCAAACUAAAGGAGCACAUGACCGUUCACACUGGCGAAAAACCUUUCAUCUGCUCCCAGUGUGGAAAAGGUUUUUCUGUCAGUGGCAGUUUAAAGAAACACAUGAAAGUUCACACUGGUGAAAAACCUUUCAUCUGCUCCCAGUGUGGUAAAUGUUACUCUGAGAGCGGCAAACUUAAGAUUCACAUGAGAGUUCACACUGGUGAAAAACCUUUCAUCUGCUCCCAGUGUGGUAAAUGUUUUUCAGACAGCCGCAACCGAAAGAGACACAUGAAAAUUCACACUGGUGAAAAACCUUUUGUCUGCUCCCAGUGUGGAAAAGGUUUUUCAGAGAAUUGUAACCUGAGGAGGCAUAUGAAGAUUCAUUCUGGACAGCAACCACUAUAUACUGGUAUACCGAGUAAAACAGUAUAUACUGGUAUACCCUGUGUACCUAAAACUGGGAUUAAAGUUGUUUCCGUAUUCUACCGUAAAAGAAAUUGUGAUUCGGACGGCGUUCUCAUAAGUGAGCCAAAUGCUGCUGUCAUCUUGUGACUUCACUGGAGGGACAGGUAAACCAAGGACUUGUUUUCGGUCCAAACACGUUAUUGUGGAAACGACGACUCAGUCUUGGACUGUUGUGAGAGUUUAUGAACGGAUCAGAGAUGGACGGCAACACUGAUGUAAAUGUAAUAAAGCUCUCUUAUGAAGGGUCAGCAGUACAAAACAUCAUGCGUUUGGGUGAACUCUGGGAUUGACUCAGACUUGUACCGCUGGAUAUUGCCCUGUUUUGAAAGAAAACCAUGGGCAUAUGCACUUGGUUUGAAAACCCUUUUUGUGGGAAGAACAGGCUUUCACUGGCACCACUUGGACAUCCAACUGUCAUGCAACGCUUCUCCAUUUCUCCUCUCAUACUGAAGGUGAAAAACCUUUCUAUCUGUUUUCUCAUGGUGUGCAAACAGAAGCCACCUCGAGUGACAUCACAAAGACUUGUUUCCAGUUCUCGCUCUCAAGUCACUUGUAACUAGAUUGACACAUAUUUAGCAAUGCAAGUCAGCAGAACCAUCAUUGAUUAUGCAUUGUUUAAGAGUCAUGUUGGUGAGACUUGAAUAUUACUCCUCGUGGAUGACUAUAAAUACAGAAGCAUGUCAUUAAAAGAACUAAUAAUUGUGAUAAUAAUAGAUAAUUGUGUCAUUUGAACAAUCUGCAUGAUGUCGACCGGCUGGUCAACUGUCCAGUGCAGCAUUCACUGUUUCCAAGGAGAAUUGACAUGGUUUGAAUUCAUGAGAGCGAUGGUCUGAUCUGACAAUUUCUUUGUUUACAUAGAGAAACUUGAUUGUAGAAUAAUAUCAGAUUCUCACUGAAGAAUCAGAAUGUGUCAUUUCAAAAUAAAGGCCUUUUUGAAAAUUGUGUAUUGGUGAAUCACUUGUAUGAUUCAUGAUAUUUUGGAGAAUCUCAUGAGUUGGCGACAAUGCCUCUCCUCUUGACUCCCUGUACUCUCAUUCUCUUUGCAAAAUUAUUCCAUUAUGAAAGACAAUUCUAUUUCAUACGUGCUCCGCCCUCUAAUGGACUGCACUGUUGGUUUACUUCCCUUAUAAGGUAUUGUCUUUGCCCUUAAAUAUCUUUAAUAUACUCUUCGCCCAACUGGGGGAAGGAGUAGCAUCAUCCCCUUUUCAGUCAGGCACAAGUGCACUCCUGCAUCUCAGAUGUGUCCCCCUCGCCCACGAUGAUCUUCACUCUUCCUGCUACUUCUGUCUGGACUGGGGCGAGAUGUGUUGGUGGGGCGUGCCACUUCACUCCACGGUUGGAGGGGAAGCAUGAUCUGGUGGACCACUUCACAGUGGUGGUGUAUCUGAACAGACAGUGGGGAGUGAGGUCGCCACAGUUCCAUCAAGUCGCAGCCUGGAUUCUCCUUUGGCUGAACAGCAUGCAUGCCAUUGGUGGACCUGCAUAGAAGGAGACCGCCAAACGCCCCCUCUGGUAUUUGCUGAAGGCCUCGGACAGUCCUCUUCAUGGGGGUGGAUGCACAGGGCCAUCCUGUCUGGCCCUAGGGGCUGCUCUAUGCAUUUCCUCCUCUGAGACUGAGUCGACUUUGGUGGGUUUUGUUGGUUUUAGUUAUUUCAGGAAGUUGAUGAAGAGAUGUACGUUCAGUUAGAAAGAUCUGAGCUCCUUUAUUAGCGACACACUGCAAUGGCAUCGAUGGCAGUCUGUCAUGGUUACAUAAUGGAGGGGAAAAAAACAUCACCCUUCACACCAGGCUUGUUUAAAAUGGUUGUAUAAAUGUUAAUAACCUUUCAUCUGCUCCUAUUGUGGAAAAGGUUUUUCAGUUAACAGCAGCCUAAAGAGACACAUUAGAGUGCUGCUCCAAUUGUGGAAGAGGUUUUUCACAGAAUUGUAACUUGAAGAAGCAUAUCUUGAAAAAAACCUGUCCCUCCAUGUUUACCAAUAUAUUUAAUAUAAUUUUGUUUCCUUGGAAUACCAUUAAAAUAUACUCUAACUCUGACAAGGUUCUCUUUCCGGUUCUGGCUUUUGAUUCAUGUACAAC
Molecule: messenger RNA, 4093 nt
Organism: Synchiropus splendidus (mandarinfish)
Lineage: Eukaryota; Metazoa; Chordata; Actinopteri; Syngnathiformes; Callionymidae
Product: zinc finger protein OZF-like
Exons: 6
Coding region: 169-2103 (644 amino acids)
Biological process (GO): regulation of transcription by RNA polymerase II
Molecular function (GO): DNA-binding transcription factor activity; RNA polymerase II cis-regulatory region sequence-specific DNA binding
Source: RefSeq, a predicted model, not a curated record